AUGAAUGAAAAUAAGGAAAAUACCAAUGAUAUAAAAGAUAACAUCACAAAUUCUUCAAAUGACAAUUCUACUCAACAAGGGGAUUCAAAUGAUAAGCAAUUAAAUCAAGAAAAUUCUGAAAAUGAAAAUCAAAAUGAAGAUGAAGAAGAAGUAUACUCUCCAUUCUUAAAUUACCGAGACUCGUAUGAGCCUGCUGCCGAAAGGCCAUUGAGAUAUGGCGAAAAUAUUGAAUCUGUCAAACCAUAUAAACCAAGAAGCGAACUUGACAAUAAUAACCCCGAUUUAUUUCAACCAGGCGAUAUUAUACGUGUUCCUUAUCUUCCUUUUGAAGAAGAUCCAGAAAAUCCAAAUAUUUUAAUUCAUCAUACAUUAAGAGACGAAUUUCUUUCAUACCUUGCAUUAGACCAGCACGUUCCUCUCAAUUCUAUUUUAGAAAGAAGCAAAAUUGUUAACAUGGAUGCCAAUUUAACGAAUAUCAUUGUAUAUAUUGAAAAAAUACCAAAGCCAAUUUACAGUAGAAAGUACCAGCUAUUUGCUAUUUCAAUUAUAUGUCGCUCAGAAUUUGAAUGUUUAGAUGAUCCUGUUAUUGCUGUUAUUGAUGGACUAGAAGUAUGCUUUAAUAAGAAAUCACAACAUCUCGAAUCAAAUAUUUAUACUUUAUGCAAUAAUUUUGAUGAAUUACAAGAAAAAAUUUCAAAAUACCAGGCAAAGGAGUUCUUCAUCAUAGAUGAUGCAGAUAAAAACAUAUCCAGCUUUUUGAGUAGCCAAAACAUUGAAUUUUAUGAUAUUUCGGAAGUGAAACAAGAAAUUUAUGAAAAAGGCCAAUUAUUUAUGGGAAUAUUUAAUUAUGGAAUAGGACUAGCUGAAACUGAUGCAGAUUUUUAUAUUCGCGAUGACCAAUUCGCUCAAAGAUUAAAAUUUGUUUAUUUAUCUGUUGUUUCCCUUUGGAAUCUAUUAACAGAUGAAUAUAAAUCAAUGAUGAUUGAUGAAUAUGCAAAUUACGUAAAGAAAGGCGCUUCUCUUGACCAAAUUAAGGACUAUUUCAAAAGAUUAGUCAAAAUGGCUGCAGUUAUCAAUGGAAAAACAGUUUACGAGUAUAUUAUACAUGUAAUUACGCAAGCACCAAGGCUUUUUAAUGAGAGAUUGAUUAGAAAUUUGAAUGAUGACUGGAAGAACCUCAGAAGCUUCUACAAAUCAAAGGUUGAAGGCAUCAGAAUACGUUACAAGAGGACACAAUAUGAAGCUGCUUCAAAUAACCUCCAAAUGAACGCAAAAACUGUUAUUCAACACAGCGAUAAGAUACAUGACGAAUUGGCCAGUACUAAGUCAGGAAAAUAUGCUGCAAAUCAAAUUGAUUUCGCAAUGGAUAUUGAUAUGACUCAAUUACUUGAAGAAAUGAAAUUGACAUUAAAAAAGAAUGUAACUGGUACCCAAUAA
Trichomonas vaginalis G3 is the source of this 1437-nucleotide messenger RNA. RefSeq lists its product as uncharacterized. The transcript has a single exon. The record is from RefSeq and is a predicted model, not a curated record. Lineage: Eukaryota; Parabasalia; Trichomonadida; Trichomonadidae. The coding region runs from base 1 to 1437 and encodes 478 amino acids.